UCUCUCUCUCUCUCUCCCUCAAACCCCCACGAACCCUAAUCCCAUCUCUCAUUCCCCACCUCCACUCCACCACCUCUCCCUCUCUCUCUCUCGACGAUCCCGAGAUCCGCUGCUCCCACGGAGGCGGGGGGAUCGCGGAUCUGAUCAUCGUCGUCGUCGUCGGCGUCGUCGGAAGCGGCGGCGGCGGAGGAGGUGGAGGAGGAGGCGGAGGAGGAGGAGGAGGAGGGGGCAUGGCGUAUAGGGCGGAGGACGACUACGACUACCUCUUCAAGGUGGUGCUCAUCGGGGACUCGGGGGUGGGGAAAUCGAACCUCCUUUCCCGGUUCACGCGGAACGAGUUUAGCCUCGAGUCGAAGUCCACCAUCGGGGUCGAGUUCGCCACCAGGAGCAUACGCGUCGACGACAAGGUCGUCAAGGCCCAGAUUUGGGACACCGCGGGGCAAGAGAGAUACCGAGCAAUCACAAGUGCGUACUACCGAGGUGCUGUGGGCGCUCUUUUAGUCUACGAUGUAACACGCCACGUCACCUUUGAGAACGUGGAGAGAUGGUUGAAGGAGCUCCGUGAUCACACCGAUGCCAACAUCGUGAUAAUGCUUGUGGGGAACAAAGCCGACCUGCGCCACCUCAGGGCCGUCUCCACCGAGGAUGCGACAGCUUUCGCCGAGAAAGAGAACACCUUCUUCAUGGAAACUUCCGCUUUGGAAUCUAUGAAUGUGGAAAAUGCCUUCACCGAAGUGCUCACACAGAUUUACCGGGUCGUCAGCAGGAAGGCACUCGACAUCGGCGAUGAUCCGUCGGCGCCGCCAAAGGGGCAGACGAUCAAUGUGGGCUCCAAGGACGACGUGUCCGCUGUGAAGAAAGUCGGUUGCUGCUCAGCUUAAGGUAAAAAAUGAUUAAAAGGAAAAAAAAAGAAGAAAAGAAGAAUAUAAUGCUUGAUUUUAUGUAGUAUUUGGCAUCGUCACUCUGCGAUGUGGUUCUUACAAGAUUUACUUUGUCCUCGAACGCCAGCCUUGAGGAUACCAUGGAGUUCAAAUGAGACGGGGAAAAGUCUAGUUAGGGUUUGUAAUCUCCGUCGUCAUCUUUUUUAGUGAAGACUUACUUUGUUCCUUUUCUUGUUCUUAUUGUUGUAACUCUGUGGUGUGUUACUCUUUCUUGUUCUUUUUUUUUUUUGUUCAUUUAGGUUGGUCUCUUUUGGUUGGUGGAAAAUUAAAUGAAAUCAUUUUUGAUGCCUAUUAGAUGUUCGUUUCCGAUUGUGAA
This is a messenger RNA of Ananas comosus (pineapple), 1257 nucleotides long. Its product is annotated as ras-related protein RABA1f. NCBI's taxonomy places the organism in Eukaryota, Viridiplantae, Streptophyta, Magnoliopsida, Poales, Bromeliaceae. Gene Ontology annotation, cellular component: endosome. Gene Ontology annotation, molecular function: GTP binding; GTPase activity. Bases 231 to 881 code for a protein of 216 amino acids. The record is from RefSeq and is a predicted model, not a curated record. The transcript has 2 exons.